CGGCCACCAACAUUGUGAGGCUCUCAGUCAUAUAUGUGGUCUACAACAGCCCAGUAGGGUCGAUAACCUCCAAAGUUCAUAGAAGUGACUGCUCGUUGCAGCAUAUUCACCCUGUUUGCUAUACUGUUCACAGCUCUGCGGCCAAGCCGAUAUGUGCCCGUUAGGAGUAGGACAACUCAUCUUCUCAGCAAGUAAUGUUCCCAUGCGUCGUCAAUGUCAUACCUUCUAUUGCUUUAGGAGCUAGCCCGAUCCGUGGACUCCGCCUUCCCAUCACAGCCCGCAAGGAGAGUGCAGGUCUCUUGCCACUUAUCAUCCGUUUCUCUUUCCUUUCGAGAUGGCGGCCAACUGUCUGAAUGACUAUCGUCACUCAUUGAGGCAGACCUUACGCCAAAUGUUCUAGCCAGUAUUACUCACCAAACUUUCAUCGUACCCAUACCCUUAGUCGACACAUUCCUUAUCUGUACCAGAGAUAUAUCAUCGACUAUGCAUCGACUUACUUCCUUUAUAUCCAACCCGUUCCGCCGAAGGCAUCUUAGCACGGACGGCUCGGACGAUAGGAAUCAAAAGGAACAGCCAUCACAAGGAAACGAUGAUCCCUUGGACAUCGAUGAUUUUGGGGUCUUUUCUAAGACUGAAGCACGGGAUGCUUCCAACCAAUUGGAACAAACGUCGGCGUCUGGCCACGAAGCAGAAUCAUCCUAUCAAUUCGAAAAGCGAAGCACGGAUACAGAUUUGAAGCUGGUAAAUCUCACCCAUGUCAAAGUGUUCUCUCUCAAAGAGCCGCUCUCUGGGCCGCCUCCGUCUCCGCAACCCAGUGAGCUCGAGCCUGAUGCCGAGGAAGAACUGGCUAUGUGUCACACCAUCAAGCCGGACGAUGGACGCCUUUUCCAGGACUCACACUUGCUUCCAGAGGAGCCGCUCCAUCCUAAGCCUUCCACGCUGAGCCACUGCGCUCUUAUCGACGACGGUUCAGCCAUGCCUUCGCAUAUUGCUCGUCCAAAUCCCUCAACGUCGCCUACAAUUGCUCGAGCUCUACGUACACGGUAUGAAGCCACUGGACGCCAAUUCUGGGCCGAAAUUCUGGAUCAGGAUAAUGAAAAAACGGUCGAUAAACUAUACGGUAUCCGAUGUUCCAUAAAAGAACUGUUGGAACCAAUUCCUGGGGAGUGGACUCAGUAUGAUCUCUAUCUUCUCGGUAUAUGUCGCGAUCGCGACCUCCCUAAGGAAGAAACCAACUACAUCGGUCGGUUGCUGGAAAGCAGUUCUGCGGUUAAGAAGCUCCACCAUGAACUUCUCAGAGUACUUCACGCCGCCAAGCCACCUCGACUUCUGAGGAAGGUCGAUCUCUGUUGCCGUUGGGAUUCCUUUGGCGAUUCUGGAAAGAUGUAUGCGCCCCAACGCCCUAGUCCUCUUCGAAAGGAAUUAGAACCUCCACCGGGGUUCCCAAAGGAUGUCAGGACUCUCCACUGCAACCGACGUUCAUUGCAGAACGUGGCCUCCGCAACUAGCCACGACGAACCACAUAAUAAAACAACCGCUUCUUCUGCACGUUGGAGCCGCUGUGGUGUUCAGUUAGUUGUGGGAGUUUUGGAUGCGGAAGCUCUGGCCGACAUAUUUGAUACAGGUAGCGUGGGACGAUUAGAACAACUCACCAGAGAUAAGGGUAGCUAUUCCUUAGCUUGAGGUUAUGUGUGGUGAUUGGAGGCGGAGGUUGUAUAUGAUCUGUCCAAGUGCACCUGAUCGGCGCAUGUCUGAGCGCGUCCGUCGAGGGCGAGUGCCUUCGUUUCCAUGGUCUGUCGCAUGUCACACUCUUUUUCUGUCCUAACAGAAGUCAGUUUAGGACGUUCAAUACACGUA
This is a messenger RNA of Westerdykella ornata, 1857 nucleotides long. RefSeq lists its product as uncharacterized. Lineage: Eukaryota; Fungi; Ascomycota; Dothideomycetes; Pleosporales; Sporormiaceae. The record is from RefSeq and is a predicted model, not a curated record. The transcript has a single exon. The coding region runs from base 484 to 1683 and encodes 399 amino acids.